AUGUUACGAUUGAACUAUUUUAAAUCAUUUCAAUAUAGUAUCGAAUUUAUUAUCCCAUUGGUUUUAAGUAUAGUUGGAAUAAUAUGCUUAAUUGUAGUACUAAUACUGAUCUGGUACUAUAGAAGAAAACGAAAUAAACAAGACCCGAAUUCUCCAACUUGUAUUAAUGCAAAUCAAAGAAAACAAUUGCAACUUAAUGGGAAAACAGAAUCUGAAAGAAAAUUCAACAUUGGUGGAAUACUAAACUCAAGUAAACAAUAUCCAUCUUAUCCAAUUACUACACAAAUGCCUAUUGGUUCAUCAAAUUUAACAUCUCCACUAUCGUCCACAUUAUCACCAUCGGUUUAUCCGAUUGCCGGAAUUGUUGCUAAAUCCGUGAAUCCACGCAAUCCAACUCAGCCCCCAUUACCUUCAAUACAGAAUAGAAAAACAUUCAAAGAAUGA
Schistosoma spindalis is the source of this 444-nucleotide messenger RNA. The record is from the annotation of a GenBank genome assembly. NCBI's taxonomy places the organism in Eukaryota, Metazoa, Platyhelminthes, Trematoda, Strigeidida, Schistosomatidae.